This is a messenger RNA of Clarias gariepinus (North African catfish), 2305 nucleotides long. RefSeq names its product integrator complex subunit 12 (gene ints12). Gene Ontology annotation, cellular component: integrator complex. NCBI's taxonomy places the organism in Eukaryota, Metazoa, Chordata, Actinopteri, Siluriformes, Clariidae. Bases 224 to 1627 code for a protein of 467 amino acids. Gene Ontology annotation, biological process: snRNA 3'-end processing. The record is from RefSeq and is a predicted model, not a curated record. The transcript has 7 exons.
ACCAUUUUAGAACAAAAUCCCACCUCUUGGCGAGCACGCGCCUUUUCCUGGUUGGACAAUUUUGCCGCCUAGGUGGCAGAGGUGCGCAUGAGGACGAAUGCUAAGCAGGAGCCGGGGAAUGUACAGCCAAUCAGAAGCGACCAGAGUCUGAGUAGGGGUGGGGAAACAAACAUAACGCCUUGAUGAGAGGAAGAGAAAGAACUAGCUGACGUUCACCUGAGUCAUGGCUGGAACUGUGAGUUUAGAGCUGGACCCUGUUUUCCUAAAGGGUUUGAGCUACCUGCACUCCAAGAGCAAAGACUCAGCGGAGAAGCUAAAGGCCCUGCUGGAUGAGGCUCUGUCCAGAGGAAGUGAUUCAGUGUAUCGCACCUCACUGAAGGAAGUCGAGCUUUCCAAGGUGUCAGUACCCAAACUGAUCAAACAGGAGUCCAAAUCAACGUCCAGCUCUUCAUCAUCAUCCUCAUCAUCGUCUUCAUCUUCGUCAUCGUCCAGCAGUAAAUCCAGCAACUCGGAGAAAAGCAAGAAGGAAGGAGAGAAAAGAUCUGCAGAGAAGGUGAAGUUGGAGAGUGGAGAGGCUGGAGAGCCGCCCAAAAAGCCUCGUCUGGAUAAAUCGGAAAAUCGUUCCUCGCCCAUCGCCUUCCAGACUAAAGACAUUCCCAUGGGAGAAUUCAACUACUGUGAUGAGACCAAUGCUGAUGACUUCGCCAUGGAGAUGGGAUUAGUGUGUGUUGUUUGCAAACAGAUGACGGUGACGUCAGGGAAUCAACUAGUGGAGUGUCAGGAGUGUCACAACCUGUACCACCAGGAGUGUCACAAACCUCAGGUGACAGACAAAGAUGUAAAUGAUCCGAGGUUGGUGUGGUACUGCGCACGCUGCACACGCCAGAUGAAGCGUAUGGCUCAGAAAACACAAAAGCCUCCCCAGAAAGCGAGUCCGACUGUAACAACAGUCGCUCCAGUGGUUAAAGACCCGCUGGUAAAAAAGGCUGAGAUAAAACCCAAACCAGAUACGACGGGAUCUUUUCAGGCCUUUAAGAGGACAGAGGUUAAGGCGUCAUCUGCAGCGCUGGUAAGCUCGUCCAGCAAUUUGUCGUCUCUCCCUGCGGGGAGCGCUCUCACCGGCUGGGCCGCCUUCACCAAAACCUCUACUUCAGCUUCGUCCGUAACCAAACCAGGCCUUGCUAAGCCCCAACCCUCCUCCAACAGUUCAAAGCCCAUUGGUUUGUUUGCGUUGGGCCCCAAAGCACAAACAGGGAGUGGAAAUGGGAACAAUGGCGGCAAUGGAAACACAGCAGCCCAGCUGAAGCCGCCGCCUCCUCUCACACUGGGGAAACCUGUCCUGAGUCGUUCCGGCAGCGGGGAGAACCCAGGGAAAUCAGGCUCCUCUUCACCUGGGGCAAGUGGCUCCAGUGGUGCCGGGGGUAAUGGGGCCACGACCAGCUCAAAUGGGGGGGGCAACGGGGGCAACAACAGCAGCAGCGUGAGCAGCAGUAGUAGUAUCCCCACUAAUAGUCAGAAAGCAUCAACCGAUGGGAAAGCACCAACAUCCCAGGAGUCCCAACUUAGCGCCAUGAAGCGCCUACAGAUGGUGAAGAAGAAGGCGGCGCAGAGAAAGCUAAAGAAAUAAAAACAGCACUGAGAGAGGGACGAGGAAGACGGAUAGAGGAAUCAAUUAAAUCAUUAACGGUCUAAUGAACUGACUCUGUGGAAAUGAUCAUGACAGGGAAAGAGGGAAGACAAGAGGUAAGAUGAGAGAAAGAGGGAGUGAGAGAGAGGACAGAAAGUAAGGUGAGUGAGAGAGUAAGAAACAAGACACCGAAAUAAUAAAUGAACAUUUUUAAAAGGACAAACUAACAGGGACAAACUAAAUUUAAAAACAAGAGGAAAGAAAGGUGGGCCCAAAGAAAGGAAGAAUGGCAAAAAGAGUAGAAAAAAUUAUAGGAGGAAAGAUAUGUAAUUACAUUUCUCAUUUUUCUUGAGUGUUUUUAGGCAUAUGGAUAUGUGGACAGAUGCACAGACAUUACCAAAUACACAUGGCCAAAAAAAGGAAAAAUACAGAAGGGCACAAAAGGGGGAAAUAAAAGUCGUAGACAAAUAGAAAGAAAACAUUAUGCCAAAUUAAUAAUAGAAAAUGGUCCCAGACAGAGAAAGAGAAUACUCUUAGUUCAGCACUAAUACUUGAAGGUGUGUGACGCUGCUCAUUUGUGUUUGUGUGCGUACGUGUGUGUUGCUCCCUGUGCCUUUUGUUGUAAAGCAGCAGCACUGAUCAAACCAUACUUUUUAAUAAACACCUUUAUUAAAACAA